CGGCCUCCCCCUCAUCUCUAUUUUUUCCCCCGUUCCCUUCUCUCUCUGUCUCUCCUCUCUUGGUCUGCCUCUCCUGGCGGCGACGAUUGGGCCAGCGGCGGCGCCAUUCGCCACGUCUUCGCCGGGCCCUUGGCCGGCGACGGCGACGAGCACCCACCAGCUUGGCAAUGACUGCUGUGCGUGCGUGCUUCAGGACCUCAUGCUGAUUGAGUGAACACCAGUACCAGUAGCAUGUCAACUUGCCUCCACGUCCAAGAUCCCAGGAAAAGUGCUAUGUCUCGUCCGCUCGAUUUUGCUGUACUUAAAUACAAAAAUCAAAAGCUUUCGGAACAAUUGGAAGUUCACAAAUUUGAGUUCCGUGCUCUUGAGAGUAGAUUCAAUGAUUUAAAAGAGAAGCAGAGGACACAUAAUGAGACACUUGUCCUGGUCAAAAGUUAUUGGGAGCGACUUGUAGCAGAUCUUGAGUUAGAUUCUGUUUGCAAAAGUGAAUCUUCGAAUUUGAGCUGCAGUACAGGCCACAACAACGUACGAAAGGAUGGUAUAUGCAUGGCCCUAGAAAGGGACUUCUUAAAUAGACUUUUGGAGGCUGGUGCCACAGAAAGUUCAGAUUGUUCUCCCAGUUGCCAUCCGGGAAAUGAUGUCCCUCCAGAACAAUCAUCAACGAUUAAUGUUCUGCAGAAGUUCUUCCUUCCAUCAAGUGAUCUGUGGCAUGUAAAUAACGAGUUUGUUUCUGCUGCUCUCACUAAACUGCCAGAAAAUGAACACAGCAGGCAACUACGCAGUGCUACCAGUGACGUGUUAUCCAAGCUUAAUAAAGUGAUACAGGUAGUAGAUAAUCUUCACUUGAAACACAGGCAGUUAGCAGGGAACUACCAAAAACAAAGAGAUUCGAAUGCCUGGAAUAAAGCUGAACAGAAACGUCUGAAAGAGGAGUUGACCAGUACUGUUGCCAAGUUGGAAGAAACCAAGCACGAACUGGCAGCACUGAAAGCACAGGGAGACAAUAAGCAAGGGACUCCGAUUCUUGUUCCUACAGUUGGAAACAAAAAUGCAACUGCAGAGAAGGUGAGAGAUAAACAAAGAGAACUGCAAGAUCUUGAAGCUACCCACAAGGAGUUAAUGGAACUGAGUUCAAAGCGUCUGGAGGAAAUUAGGAGACUGCACAAAGAGAGAAUUGAAACUUUGAACAAGUUAGCAACUUUUCAGAAUAUACUGACAGAUUUCAAAAGCAUUCGUUCUUCCAAAGCUUUUCAGCUUGUUAAUGAUCAACUUCAGAAGUCUCAAGCAGAGUUGGAUGAUCACCGAACAUUGUUAGAGAAAUUACAGGUUGAUAUGGAUAGCUUUAUUUGGCAAGAAAGGCAAUUUAAUCAAAAAGUUGAUCUGGCUGAAAUCCCCCAGAAGGUUUCUGCAUACUGUAUGUCUAGAAUUGCUGAUCUUGAAAAGGAUGUUCAGAAACUAUCUAAUGAAAAGAAUAUGCUGGUGCUGAAACUUGAAGAGGCUUCAAGAGAACCUGGUCGGAACCAAGUUAUCUCAAAAUUCAGAGCUCUAGUGUCAUCACUACCGACGGAAAUGGGUUCUGUUCAAAGGGAACUGUCCAAACACAAGGAUGCUUCCUUACAGUUGCAUUCUUUGCGAGCAGAAGUUCAUUCACUUUCUAGUAUCCUAAACAGAAGGGAACAAGAAAUUGAAGAGAUAUCAUGUAAAUCUGGCCAUGCUGAUUCUGACAUAACCCAACUUCAAUAUCUGGUUCGUGAUCUAAGGGAAAAUGCAGAGGAGCUUAAGCUAUUUGUGGAAUUGUAUAAGCAUGAGUCCACUGAUUCCAGACAGCUGAUGGAAUCCAGAGACAGGGAACUUUCUGAAUGGGCUCGAGUCCACGUGCUAAAAUACUCUCUUAAUGAAAGUAAAUUAGAGCAACGUGUAAUUGCAGCCAAUGAAGCUGAAGCAAUGUCUCAGCAGAGACUAGCAACUGCUGAAGCUGAGAUUGCUGAACUAAGUCAGAAGCUGGAAGCUUCUAGGAGAGAUCUAGUGAGACUAUCUGAUACACUGAAGUCUAAACAUGAAGAAUGUGAAGCAUAUGUGGUAGAGAUUGAGAGCAUUGGCCAUGCAUAUGAAGACAUAAUGUCACAAAAUCAACAACUACUACAGCAGAUCAUCGAAAGAGAUGAUCAUAAUACAAAGCUUUUCAUGGAGGGUGUUAAAGCAAAACAGUCACAUGAUGCUUUGCACAUGGAAGUGUGCUCCUUGCAAAGAAAUUUGCAGCAUGCAAACACUUUGAUGGAUCUGUACAAGCAGAAAAUUUUCCGCCUAGAGGACCAGCUGCGAGUUUGGUCAGAGCGGGCGAGGAGACUGUCGGAGGAUGGAAUGCAGCAAUCUAUUUCACUGGUCAAUUCUCAAAGAAAGCUGACUGGUAUGCGUGGAGAGGCUCCAAAGCUCAGGCAGUCAAUGGAUGAACUACAAGCUAAGGUUGGGAGCAAUCGACUGGAAGUUGCCGAGCUGCUUAUAGAACUAGAGAAGGAGAGGUUUAGUAAGAAGAGAAUAGAGGAUGACUUGGAUCUAAUGUCAAGUAAAGCUAAUUCUCUUAGAGAGAAGACAGAUAAUUCAGCAGUCCUGCAAAAGCUUCAUCAUGAGGUCAAGGAGUAUAGGGGCAUAUUAAAGUGUGGUAUCUGUCAUGAUAGGCAGAAAGAGGUUGUGAUUGCCAAGUGCUACCACCUCUUCUGCAAUCAGUGCAUACAGAAGUCACUUGGUAGCCGUCAGAAGCGGUGUCCAUCUUGUGGUCUAAGCUUCGGUGUUAACGACGUGAAACCUAUCUAUAUAUGAAACAGUACAGUGAAGCUUGUGUCAGCAUGCAUCCAGGUCAAACUGCAUUCGGUGCUUUUGGUAGACAGACAUGGUGGUUCAGUCGGUGAUGUAACAUAGCUUUUGUAGCUUGUACAACCGAACAUGUAAGAUAGGCUAAAAUGUGAUUGCUGGUGCCUGCCGACAUAUAUAAUGCCAGUGUUGUUUCAUGCACCUUUUGUAAAGUCUGUUUGCCCUGCCCAAACAGUUAGAAUAGCCUGACCAUUCAUGAGGAUAGGUGCUUCCCGCCAUAGUGAGCAAUGUACAAUCCAUAGCUUUAGUUAGUUUAAUUGAUGUAGCUGACAAUAAGAAUGUAGGUUCCUUUUUGUACAUUUCAGGUGAUUGCCAAUAGUGAGAUUUCUGUUAGAUGCAGCGUUUGAUGAGUACUUCACAUUUACUUGAA
This is a messenger RNA of Setaria italica (foxtail millet), 3238 nucleotides long. Its product is annotated as E3 ubiquitin-protein ligase BRE1-like 1. Lineage: Eukaryota; Viridiplantae; Streptophyta; Magnoliopsida; Poales; Poaceae. Bases 232 to 2817 code for a protein of 861 amino acids. Gene Ontology annotation, molecular function: ubiquitin protein ligase activity. The record is from RefSeq and is a predicted model, not a curated record. Gene Ontology annotation, cellular component: nucleus; HULC complex. The transcript has 20 exons.